GAUUUACCACAGCUCACAGACCGCUGCAGCCACCGCCACUUCUAUUGUGAACCUGCUCCUCAGCCCAGAAGUGAUAUUACCUCAGGCACCAUGAGCGACCAGCUGACGUUCACCCUGGAGAACCGGGACCGGAUCCAGGCGGUGGAGAGCUCCUUCGGCCCGACGGGGAAGCCGCUGUUCCAGCCGGGCCGGGUUCUGAUCGGAGAGGGCCGCCUGCUGAAGCAGAGUCGCCGGGGGCCGCAGCCCAAGGCCUUCUUCCUCUUCAAUGACAUGCUGGUGUACGGCAGCAUCAUCCUCCACGGCCGCUGGCACAAGAACCAGAAGAUCAUUUCUCUAGAGGACAUCGAGCUGGAGGACAUGGAGGACGGCUUGACAAUGAGCAAUCAGUGGCUGAUUCGGACACCUAAAAAGUCGUUCUACGUGGCCGCCGCCUCGCCUGCUGAGAAACGGGCCUGGAUGGAGCACAUCGAGGAGUGCCGCUCCCAGCUGCUGCAGAGCGCAAGCCGGCGCCGAAGCUCCACCUUUGCCGUCACCUGGAUCCCGGACAGCGCCUCCGCCAUCUGUAUGCGCUGCUCCGGCAAGUUCAGCUUCACCCAUCGGCGACACCACUGCCGACACUGCGGCUUCGUGGUCUGCAAUUCCUGCUCCAAGGAGCGAGUGGUGCUGGAGCACAUCGACUGCACAAAGCCGCUGAGGGUGUGCAAGCUGUGUUACACCGGUCUCAUGAAGAAGGAGAACCGCCGGAGGGGUGGCAGCGAUGGGAAGAGCGGCUCGGACGAAGAAGACGCGGCUGCUCCGGAGCUGGAGCUGUCCAGCAACGAGGAGCCGAUGGAAAGCCACGCGCCCAGCCGCUGGGUGACCCCCGAGAUGGACAGCUGGUCGCCGUACGUCUACCUGAAACCAGAGCACAGGAAGCCCCUCACGACAUAAACGUGUGAAUGAGAGAGCAGCGAUCAG
Molecule: messenger RNA, 957 nt
Organism: Myripristis murdjan (pinecone soldierfish)
Lineage: Eukaryota; Metazoa; Chordata; Actinopteri; Holocentriformes; Holocentridae
Product: pleckstrin homology domain-containing family F member 2-like
Exons: 2
Coding region: 91-930 (279 amino acids)
Biological process (GO): endosome to lysosome transport; endosome organization
Cellular component (GO): early endosome
Molecular function (GO): phosphatidylinositol binding; metal ion binding
Source: RefSeq, a predicted model, not a curated record